Molecule: messenger RNA, 1809 nt
Organism: Exophiala dermatitidis NIH/UT8656
Lineage: Eukaryota; Fungi; Ascomycota; Eurotiomycetes; Chaetothyriales; Herpotrichiellaceae
Product: proline utilization trans-activator
Exons: 2
Coding region: 1-1809 (602 amino acids)
Biological process (GO): DNA-templated transcription
Molecular function (GO): DNA binding; zinc ion binding
Source: RefSeq, a predicted model, not a curated record
AUGAAGUCAAGGCAGAAUAGCGAUGUCUCCUCCUUCACAAUCGAAGACGAUACGGCUAGAGAAGACGAUGCUUGGUGGUAUAAAGGAAUGAACACGCUGUUUCUGACGCAGUCUGGAGAACGUCGUUUUGUUGGAACCGCUUCAUCGACCUACCUUGCACAAAAACUCAGUCCAUCUCCAGGAAACAAUCUGUCCUGGGAUGUUCAUCCGAUGUAUAAGGAUCCUUCUUCGCUUCGGCGUCCCAAAAGCCCUGUGCCACCGCAACUGCCACCCUACGAAUUCGCCAGACGCCUUUUCGCCGCGCAAUAUAUCUACAUAGGAACAAUAUUCUCCUUCCUACAGCCCCAUACCUUUGAAGCGCGACUCCAGCAAAUCUACAGCCGUGCUCCCAACUUGGAGAACAGGGAGGAAUGUCUUGCCUACUGCCAGAUCUUGCUGAUAUUUGCUUAUGGGCAAAUGUACUCUGUCAAUCAGUGGUCUGGAACUGACGGACCUCCUGGAUUCUCUUAUUUCAAGCACGCAUUGUGGUUGCUCCCGGAUAUUCACCAGGAAGGCUCGAUUCUGUUUGUGGAGGUUCUGGGUCUUCUUGCUCCAUACUUGCAAAACCUGAACAGAAGAGAUGCUGCCUUUCUGUACAUAGGCCUGGCGGUGCGAAUGGCCAUUUCUUUAGGACUCCACCAAGAAGUUGAUGAGUCGGGAAUGGAUAUGGUCGAGCGAGAACACCGCCGGAGGGUAUGGUGGUCUGUCUACAGCAUGGACAGAAUUCUGUCAGUCAAAUCUGGAAAUCCAAUAUCCAUCCACGAUGAAGAUAUUGAUGUCGCCCUGCCGGCCCCAAUUCCAGGGGUCGAUCCCGAUCUGUCUCCUCCAAGAGUGUUAGCGCAUUACACUCAAUUGUCAAGGAUUCUGGGUAGAAUCGGGGAAAGCAUAUACCGCAAAAAGAGUAGGUCAGGGACGAGUCUUCUUGCUUCGGUUCAGAGUAUCAUGAACGAUCUGUCGGAAUGGCUGAAACAUGUGCCAUCCGAACUUCAGAUCGACUUCACAGCAUUGAACGGUCCUCUAUCAAGGGAAGCUGUGUCUACAUUCCUUCAUUAUUACCAGUGUAUCAACAUGACAGCACGUCCGCUGUUGCUGUACGUCAUUCAAAGCAGGCUCGAGGCCCUGGCCAAUGGGACUGCCCCUGUGAGCUGGAAGGAUGGACUGUCCGCCAACGUUGUGGCAGUGAUUGACAAUACCAUUGCUGCUGCUCGUGCCAGCAGUAUGAUUAUGAGCGCUGCAGCCCGGCAGAACAUUUUUGCAACGUAUGGUUUCAUGGACGGCGAACACGCCUUUUCCGCAUCUCUGAUCUUGGUCAUGGUCAACGUUGCCUUUCCGUACAAUGAGAGAGACGAGAAGGCCAUGGAGGCCGCACUUUUUGUUCUCCAAAGUAUGGCGGAGAAAGGCAACGAGUAUAUCCAAGCUCGACUGUCACUCUUACUAAACCUUCGAGCUUCAAUCGGACCCCGAGCUUCGACCUACAGGAAUCAGCUACAAACACCAGUUGGGUUGCCGGAUCACCAGUUAGGAGAACCGAAUCUAGGGCUACAAUAUGCGAGCUUUCCCUUCGUUAGCCAAAUUACUCUGCCCGACACGAGCCCCCAGCUUGACGUGCAUUUCCAACCCUUGCAGGACGUUGCUCUCGAUCUGGAAACGGAGGACGACCCUACGUUUUGGGAAGAGAUACGAAAAAAUAUCAACAUGGACAUAGACAGCACUGUCUGGAUCGAGGAUACUCUGCGCAACGAGGCAUAUUAUUUGCAGCACAACAUGUAG